This is a messenger RNA of Penicillium macrosclerotiorum, 864 nucleotides long. RefSeq lists its product as uncharacterized. NCBI's taxonomy places the organism in Eukaryota, Fungi, Ascomycota, Eurotiomycetes, Eurotiales, Aspergillaceae. The transcript has a single exon. The record is from RefSeq and is a predicted model, not a curated record. Bases 1 to 864 code for a protein of 287 amino acids.
AUGCACGGCUCGUUUCUCCUCCUGCUGGGAGUACACCUCUCCCAGGUGGUCUGCCAGCCCUAUGCUGCACCCACGGCGGUGUUGGAUCCUUCAGAAACCACCGGAGGCGCUGAUUUACUUCCAACUCCAACUCCGACUGCCAACGCGGAGCUGAAUAUCUUUGACGCCCGUGAUGGAGUGAUCGUUGCCCGUGCUACAUCAGAAACGUCCGAGUCAACGACAUCAACGACUUCAGAGAGCACUACCACUUCGACAACCACAUCCGACAGCAGCACCACUUCGACAACGACCUCAUCAACCACUUCUUCAACUACUACUUCUACUACUACCACCACAACAUCAUCAACCUCCAGCUCCUCCACUACAGGCACAACCUCUUCCUCGUCCACUAGCAGUUCAACGACCACUACAAGCUCCUCCACCACAACCACCACUGCGGCCACAGCGACAAGUUCAUCAAGUGCUGAAUUGGCUGAGUGGAACCGAAAGGGCAAUAUUGCCGCCAUCGUCUUUUCUUGCUGUCUUAUCUCCUUGUUCUCCGGCGUUAGCAUACUCCACUGCGUGCGGGAUUGGGCCAAGCAGAGGCGGAUUGCCGCCAGAGAAUUGAUGAACGCUUCUUCUGCCCAGGCCGUGGUGCCUAUUGCUAGCUCGAAGCAUGACUCGACUGCAAAUCUCAUUGCCGAUCGCUCAUCGGUUGCGACAUUCAGGGAUUCCCCCUUUGGUGACCCUCGUCCGCAGACAGCACAAAGUUCACACCAUGACUGGAAUGCCAAUACAGAUACCCAUUCACAAAACGGAUUGUCCAAUUCGAGCGAUCUAGGGACAGCAUCUCAUGAGAACCACCAACACCAAUCUCUUGUAUAG